GGGCAAACAUUGUAAAUGCAGUCAGCACCGGGUGACACUUGCAUUAUUGUAUUAAUUUUAACCGUUUAAAGGCGAGUUUUAAGUUUAUUUCUGAUCAUUGGCACACUGAUAAAGGCCUCAAGAUGGGUAACCAUGGAAUGGAAGAUCUUAUACCCAUCGUGAACAAGCUUCAAGAUGCUUUUGCAACCAUUGGACUUGGGAGUUCCCUGGACCUGCCACAGAUUGCCGUAGUGGGCGGGCAGAGUGCCGGUAAAAGCUCCGUGCUGGAAAAUUUUGUUGGAAGAGACUUCCUUCCUAGAGGAUCAGGUAUUGUAACAAGAAGACCACUCAUCCUCCAGCUCAACCAAUCCAAAGCAGAAUAUGGUGAGUUCCUUCAUUGCCGGGGCAAGAAGUUCACAGACUUUGAUGAGAUCCGGAAGGAGAUUGAAGCAGAGACGGACCGCAUCACCGGGAGCAAUAAAGGCAUCUCAGCCGUCCCUAUCAACCUUAGGGUCUACUCCCCUCAUGUGUUGAACUUGACGUUGAUCGACCUCCCCGGUAUGACCAAGAUACCAGUUGGUGACCAGCCAGCGGACAUUGAAGUACAGAUCAGAUCUAUGGUAAUGGAGUUUGUUUUGAAAGAGAACUGUCUCGUUCUCGCCGUCUCACCGGCUAACUCGGACUUGGCCAACUCUGAUGCCCUGAAAAUAGCCAAGGAGGUCGACCCCUCAGGUACACGCACAAUUGGUGUGAUUACAAAACUGGAUUUGAUGGAUGACGGAACUGAUGCGCGUAAUAUUCUGGAGAAUAAACUGUUGCCACUGCGCAGAGGAUACAUCGGUGUUGUGAACAGAAGUCAGAGAGAUAUUGAGGGAAGAAAAGACAUCAAAGCAGCGCUGUCAGCUGAGCGUAAAUUCUUUCUGAGUCAUCAAUCUUAUCGUCAUAUGGCAGAUAAGAUGGGUACACCUUACCUACAGAAAGUUCUCAAUCAGCAACUGACCAACCACAUCAAGGAAACUCUUCCUGCUCUAAGGAACAGACUCCAGACACAGCUCCUUUCCCUCGAGAGGGACGUUGCAGAUUUCAAGGACAUGGACUACAACGACCCCACACGCAAAACCAAGUACAUGUUACAGAUGGUACAGCAGUUUGGGGCAGACUUUGAGAAGCGCAUAGAGGGCGCUGGUGAUGAAAUCAACACAAUGGAGCUGUCGGGCGGGGCCAAGAUCAACCGCAUCUUCCAUGAACGCUUCCCGUUUGAGGUUGUCAAGAUGGAAUAUGAUGAGAAAGAAUUAAGGAGAGAGAUCAGUUAUGCCAUCAAGAACAUCCGCGGUGUCAAGGUUGGUCUGUUUACCCCAGACAUGGCAUUUGAAGCAAUUACCAAACGGCAGGUACAAAGACUGAAAGAGCCAUCUCUGAAAUGUGUUGACUUGGUCACCAAUGAACUGAACAAUGUGGUCAGGCAGUGUGGAGAAAAGAUGACACGAUAUCCCCGUCUUCGUGAAGAGACAGAAGGAAUUGUAACCAGGCACAUAGCCAGCAAGGAACAGAAAACCAAAGAACAAGUCUUGCUGCUGAUCGACAUCCAACUGGCGUACAUGAACACCAACCACGAAGACUUCAUCGGAUUUGCCAAUGCUGCGGCCCAAUCGAGACGAACCACUUCCUCAAACAAUGCUAACUCACAAAAGGCACAGCGUUCUGUCACCAACCAGCUCUCCAGUGCUCAUCACCAAGUUAUUCGCAAAGGAUACAUGAAUAUGCAUAAUAUCAGCUUCAUGAAGGGCGGUUCCAAGGAUUACUGGUUUGUUCUGACGGCAGAAAGUAUCUCAUGGUUUAAAGAUGCAGAGGAAAAAGACAAGAAGUACAUGCUGCCAUUAGACGGUCUGAGACUGCGCGAUAUGGAGUCAGGAUUCAUGUCUCGCCGACAAACCUUUGCUCUCUUCUUACCCGACCAAAGGAAUGUUUACAAGGACUACAAGCAGCUUGAAUUGUCAUGUGAUACUGCUGAGGAAGUAGACAGCUGGAAGGCGUCGUUCCUCCGCGCUGGCGUCUACCCAGAACGAACCAAGGAUGAAAGCGAGGAAGGAGCGCAGUCAUCCGGUGAAUCCAUGGGCUCCAUGGACCCACAGCUAGAGAGACAAGUGGAGACAAUCCGUAACCUAGUGGAUUCUUACAUGAAGAUCAUCAGCAAACAGAUCAGAGAUCUAGUCCCUAAGACGUGUAUGCAUCUUACUAUCAACGAUACAAAGGAUUUUAUUCUUGGUGAACUGUUGGCCCAUCUUUACUCAACUGGAGAUCAGGAUGCUUUGAUGGAGGAGUCGGCUGAGGAAGCUCAGAGGCGAGAGGAGAUGCUGAAGAUGUAUCAUACGACCAAGGAGGCCCUCAAGAUCAUUGGCGAUAUCAACAUGACUACCAAGUCCAUUCCUCUCCCGCCCCCUGUUGACAACGAUGACUUGAUUAAACCAUUUGCUAACGGUCCUACUCCAGCAGCAGCUGCAGGAGGUGCAAGGAGGACCACUCACGCCCCUCCAUCCAGACCUGGAGCUUCUGUUCCUCUCAUCCCAAGCCGGCCGGAUAUGCCGGCUAGACAUGCUCCAUCGGUCCCAAAGCGUCCAGCUGGUGGAUCAGCUCCUCCUAUUCCAGGCCGACCAGCCGUACCAGCUCGUCCAAUGUGAUCACCUAUUGUUUCGUCAGAUGUUUGUGCUGUUUGGAAAGGUGUAUUUUGUCACUUUUGUUUCCAGAUAUUUUGAGUCCCCAUUAGAACCAGCCUAGUACGCCCAUUAGACAUCCAUGUGACCACUCUCUUAGUAUUACAGUAUCUGGGCCCAAUUCAUAAAACCUGUAAACACAAAAAUUUGCCAAGUACAGAAAAGUAUUGCUUAGCAGAAAUAGGCUACCAGCCAAGAUUUCAUUCAGUUUGCAUUGUUGUGGCUGGUGCCCAACUCAAUUUUUGCUUUGCAAAGAAAUUUGCAUAGCAGAAUUUCCUGCUUGACAGCUUUAUGAAAUUUGGCCCAGGACAUAAUGACAUCUUGGCUUGGCUUUCCCCCCAGUUUGGCAUUGCUUCAAGUUCAAAUCAAUCUCUAAAGUCAUGAAGGUUUGACCAUUUGUAAUAGAAAUGUUAUGCCUUCUGGUGAAAACCAGGGGCCAAUUUCAUAGAGCUGCUUAAGCAAAAAAUUUGCUUAAAGGAACACGUUGCCUUGGAUCGGUCGA
Molecule: messenger RNA, 3192 nt
Organism: Asterias rubens (European starfish)
Lineage: Eukaryota; Metazoa; Echinodermata; Asteroidea; Forcipulatida; Asteriidae
Product: dynamin-1-like
Exons: 20
Coding region: 123-2657 (844 amino acids)
Cellular component (GO): microtubule; cytoplasm; membrane
Molecular function (GO): microtubule binding; GTP binding; GTPase activity
Source: RefSeq, a predicted model, not a curated record